Rana temporaria (common frog) is the source of this 1728-nucleotide messenger RNA. RefSeq lists its product as uncharacterized. Gene Ontology annotation, cellular component: nucleus; transcription regulator complex. The transcript has 4 exons. The coding region runs from base 460 to 1281 and encodes 273 amino acids. NCBI's taxonomy places the organism in Eukaryota, Metazoa, Chordata, Amphibia, Anura, Ranidae. Gene Ontology annotation, biological process: regulation of transcription by RNA polymerase II. The record is from RefSeq and is a predicted model, not a curated record.
CUCCCUACAUGAGCAAAUACAAUAAAAUCUCUCCAAGUUUGCCUGACAAACUAAAAUUUAUUUUGACCCACCCUGUGAUAUUGUUCAACCUUUUGAGAUUAGAACCUGAUGACCCCCCAGUCAACUUGAAACCAUCCCCACAUAAGCAAAUACAAUGAAAACAAAGGUUGCCUGGCAGAUUGCAUUUCAUUUUGACUUGUGAUGUUUUCCAGAUAGCUUGAGACAAUGAGUCUGACCCCACUGUCUGCUCCCCCCUCCAACUUUAGGUGAUCCUAUGAAAUCUCUCACAUGUUACCUAGGAGACUGACCCACCCUUUUAUUUUCAGCCAACCUAGAAACUUGUCCACUGUGUCACCUUACCCUCCCCCUUCUUAACACAUCCUGCCUGGAAAACAAAGGACAGACAUCACACUGCAUCAGAAGACAUUUGGAGCAGUAGAUCACCCAAGGACUACCAAAAUGCCCAAAGAUAUUACAGAGACCCAGCUUAUUGCAGCUGUCCAACAACAUCCACAGCUGUGGGACAAGUCCCAUCACCUGCAUUCUGUCAGGACUGCCCAAAGGAAUUGUUGGGAAGAAAUUGCUAAAUCUCUUACCCCAAACUGGAAUGAUCUUUCACAACUUCGGAAGAAAAAUCGCUUUGAAUCCUUCCAGACAAGAUGGAAGUCCUUGCAGGACAGGAUUCAAAAAGAUAUCCGCAAAGAUGAGGAUGCACAUCAAAGUGGAGCACCAGCAACACAUAAGGCACAUCCUCUAGCGGCAGAGCUUUCGUUCUUGAAGGAUUCUUUUGCUCCCAGAGAAACAUCUAAUAUUACAGAAGAAGAGGUGUCUUCAGACAUAGAGAGGGAACAGUUGGUUGACCGGUUGUCCCAGUUUGAGCCCUUUGUAGAAGACACAAUGGAGGAGGGGCCCAAUACCUCCGCUCCUACGGCCACUACCACUCCAGUCUCCCUCAGGUCAGAGCUUCCAAGCCAGCCUAGUCGUAUUGUCAACUCCCCUCCACGCCGUCGCAUGCGGGGACGUCGACGGAGGGAAACGGAAAUGUCUUUUGCUGAGGAAUGCAUAAUGCAGUUAAGAGCAGAAGAAGAAUUACGCCGGGAACGCAUACGUAAUGAUGUGUUCCUGGACAUGAACAAUAGUAGAACAAUCUUCUGCAGAAGCUUGUAUUUUCUAUUGGAGGAGCUAUCAGAUGAGCAUGAGAGCCAGUGCCGUGAGAAUAUAUACAGCUUUGUUAUUGCAUGCCUUAAAGCACAAAGAGAGUCGCGUCCCCAUGCUGCAUAGUCGUUCCUGGUGGAAGCAUACAGGACACUGUUCAUGAGGAUUACAGGCAACCAAGAAGUUCUGCCAUUUCACAUCAUGGUUCCCCAAACGAUGUUCCCCUCAACCAGCACUGGACCUGCAGGAACACAGUACCCUCUGGCAGUGACAGUGUCUUCCCCUCUACUACCCCAUGUAGUGAAUCAGCCCCCUUCUCUAAAAAGGAUGGCCCAUCCUUAUCCAAGUGUUUGAUAGUUCACCAUCAAUAUACCCCACUUGCCAGCAACUGUUAUGUUAACCACUUGCCUACUGGGCAAUUAUACCCCCUUCCUAACUAGGCCAAUUUUCAGCGCUUUCACAUUUUGAAUGACAACACGAUCCUUAUUUUUCACAGAUAUUUUUCUCAAUAGAGCUUUCUUUUGGUGGUAGCUAUUCACCACUGGGUUUAUUAUUUUUUUGCACUAUAAAUAA